AUGGUCAAGAUCAGAUCUUCGUUGGUGGUGCUCCUGUCGCUCUGCGCCUGUUGCCUGGCCCAGUAUCAGUAUCCACAGCAGCGUCCAUCUCCAUCCCCGGGAACUGGAGCUCAGCCCACGGGUGGACAGGUGGAUAACCGCAUCCUGGGAAAUUUGCUGGGCGGCGGAGGAGGAGGUCUCCUGGGAGGUGGCGGCGGUGGCGGAGGCGGUCUCUUUCCCUUCAACCUAUUGGGCGGUCUUUUGGGCGGCAACCGACAGCCACAACCCGUGCCUCAGCCCUACCCAGUGCCAGUUCCCUACGGAGGAGGCUACGGCGGCGGAUAUCCGGGCGUCUUUGGUGGCGGCUAUACUGGAGGCUUGGGAGGCGGUUAUCCGGGUGGCGGCUUUGGCGGUGGCUUCGGCAACCCCUACGGCGGCGGAUAUUAUGGCUAA
Drosophila serrata is the source of this 432-nucleotide messenger RNA. RefSeq lists its product as uncharacterized. NCBI's taxonomy places the organism in Eukaryota, Metazoa, Arthropoda, Insecta, Diptera, Drosophilidae. The record is from RefSeq and is a predicted model, not a curated record.